Messenger RNA from Spirodela intermedia, 1144 nucleotides. Lineage: Eukaryota; Viridiplantae; Streptophyta; Magnoliopsida; Alismatales; Araceae. The record is from the annotation of a GenBank genome assembly.
AUGGCGUUGGCGGACAGGAGGGUGGGCGUGGCGGUGGACUUCUCGCCGUGCAGCAAGGAGGCGCUGAAAUGGGCGGUGGACAACGUCGUGAGGGACGGCGACCAUCUCAUCCUCGUCAACGUGCAGAAGGAGGGCCAGUACGAGGGGGGUGAGACCCAGCUAUGGGAGGCCACAGGCUCGCGUGAGUGUCCCUGGACCAUCCUUUCCCCAAAAUCCUCCCGAUCUGUCUCUCUCCCUCUCCCAAUCGCCACGAUCCUGGAAAUCAUCGCCGCUGUUCCGCUGCUUUUCUCUCCCCCGAUCCCUGAUCAGUUCAUGCGGCACCCUUUCCCAUUUCGAAUUCCCUAUUUCCCCUCAUUAUUAAUUUUCUUAAGAUCUGUAUUUCCAUCGCCGAUUCUUCGAUCGUGAUUCAUGAUUCGUGAGUUCUACUUUCUUUCUUCGGACGGAUGCUUGGUCCGCUAACUCCUCCACCUUCUCCUUGCUGGAGACAUCGCGGAGGAACCAUAUGGCUGACCUAAAUCAUAUGGAAUUCAUCUUGUUCUUCAGACGAAGAACGAUACGAGAAAGGGUGGGAUAGAUUCAAACAGCCAAUUCCACGAAUUAUUAACCCUGCCUGGCUUGUUCUUUCGCAGCGUUUAUCCCUCUCUCGGAGUUCUCCGACGCGGCGAUUUCGAAGAAGUAUGGAAUCAAGCACGAUCCCGAAACCUUGGACCUUCUCAACACCUUGGCGAAGCAGAAAGAGGUAAUCAAUGGCUCUUCUUCUCGCCCCCAGAGGAAGAACCAUGAUCGGGCUUCAUAAAUUCCACCCUCUGAUUCCGUUUAUCAGGUUGUGAUCGUGGUGAAGACAUACUGGGGAGAUCCGCGGGAGAAGAUCCUGGAAGCCAUCGACAACAUCCCUCUUAGCUGCCUCAUCAUAGGGAACAGAGGGCUCAGCAAGCUCAAGCGGUAAAGUCUGGACCCUUCAUUUUCUCACAUGGAUCGUUCUUCCACUGCAUCGACCCCGAAGGAGGGUAGCUCUUGCAGAUCUCACCAUUUUUGCUUUCCUUUGCUUCCCCCAUGCAGCGUAAUAAUGGGAAGUGUCAGUAACCAUGUUGUGAGCAACGCCACCUGCCCUGUCACCGUCGUGAAGCACGCUCAUGAAGGGUAG